Molecule: messenger RNA, 798 nt
Organism: Epinephelus moara (kelp grouper)
Lineage: Eukaryota; Metazoa; Chordata; Actinopteri; Perciformes; Serranidae
Product: guanine nucleotide exchange factor VAV2-like
Exons: 7
Coding region: 1-798 (265 amino acids)
Biological process (GO): cell migration; regulation of GTPase activity
Cellular component (GO): cytoplasm
Molecular function (GO): guanyl-nucleotide exchange factor activity; protein binding
Source: RefSeq, a predicted model, not a curated record
AUGGAGCUGGGUGCCAUCAGCAUAGCAGUGGAAUUGGAUGCCACAUUUUCUGAAGAUAUGGCCAAGAGGUUUGCAGGGAACAUGGAGCGCCAGCAGGCCGAUAACCUUUUAAAAUCCCACAGCAGUGGGACCUACCUUAUCAGAGAGAGGACAGCUGAGGCAGAGCGGUUUGCCAUCAGCAUCAAAUUCAAUGAUGAAGUAAAACACAUCAAAGUCAUUGAAAAAGACAGCUGGAUUCACAUCACUGAGGCCAAGAAGUUUGAGAGUCUUUUGGAGCUGGUGGAGUACUAUCAGGCCCAUUCACUGAAAGAAAGCUUCAAGUUGUUAGAUACCACAUUGCGAUACCCCUACAAGUCGAGAGAACGCUCGCUAACACGGGCCAGUACACGCUCACCAGCAGCCACCUGCGCCUCCUACAACUUCUCCUUCCUCAGUCCGCAGGGCCUCAACUUCUCCUCUCAGAGCUCAGCUCCCUUUUGGUCAGUGUUUACUCCUCGGGUGGUCAGUACAGCAGUGGCCAGGUAUAACUUUGCAGCACGAGACAUGAGAGAGCUGUCACUGCGAGAAGGAGACAUCGUUAAAAUCUACAGCAAGAUCGGCGGGGACCAGGGCUGGUGGAAAGGAGAAGCCAAUGGUCGAGACAAGGAGCAGGAUAAGAUUUUCUUGCGCAUGCGCAAUGCGAGAAAAAUAAGGAAGUUGACUCAGAUUUUCAUCAAUGGAAACAACGUAGAUGUGGCACCACACAGGAGCAGUCUGCGCAACGUUACAACUCUGACGGUGUUACUAAACCUCAAGUGA